Messenger RNA from Medioppia subpectinata, 373 nucleotides. Lineage: Eukaryota; Metazoa; Arthropoda; Arachnida; Sarcoptiformes; Oppiidae. The record is from the annotation of a GenBank genome assembly.
AUGUGCCCGUAUGUCAAUUGUAUGCCAUUUGGCAAUGAUUUGCCUGAAGUGGUGGCCAUAGAGUUAUACAAUGGCGACAACUUUAUGGAGUUGGUGGCAGUGGACGGCACCGGACGUGCCUAUUAUGUGGCCCGAGAGGUGUACGUGAAAAACUUGGAGCUGUUAUUCAACCUUCCGUUUCAACGCAUUUCGUCCGAUAACUCGGAUCCGAGUCUACAGAGAGUGAGGAUUACUAAAGAAAAGACACCGGAAAACACGAGACUUAUAACCGAUGCCAACGAUAAACCCGUGGCCUUUGUUAGAGUCCAGUUUUAAAUGAUCAAGAUUAAACACUAUGACCCAACAAUUUCAUGUUAUUUUAACAGGUUACAAU